Messenger RNA from Pipistrellus nathusii (Nathusius's pipistrelle), 1206 nucleotides. NCBI's taxonomy places the organism in Eukaryota, Metazoa, Chordata, Mammalia, Chiroptera, Vespertilionidae. The record is from the annotation of a GenBank genome assembly.
AUGGCCGGAGCCGCGAUGGCCGAGCCGGGCCGCGCGCCGCCCGCCGCGCCCGCCGCGCCGGAGCCGGGCACCGAGGGGCUGCCGCGCGCCUUCCUGCAGAGCCUGCGCACGCUCUUCGACAUCCUGGACGACCGGCGGCGCGGCUACGUGCACCUCCGCGAGAUCGAGUCCCGCUGGCGCGGCGCCGACGCGCGCGAGCUGCCCCGCGGCGUGCUGGAGGGCCUGCGGCGGGCGGCCCCGGCCAGCGGCUACCUCACCUUCGAGCGCUUCGUGGCCGGCCUGCGCGCCUCGCUGGGCGGCGCCGACGGCGGCCCGCGGGGCCCGGCGCGCGCCCCGGCCGGGGGAGGCGGCCCCGCGCGGCCCCCGCAGCCCCCGCAGCGCCUGGCCUUCCCGGCCGCCGAGGAGCCGCGGACCCUCCUGGAGCGGAAGCCCCUGCCGCUGGGCGCGCGCCCCCCGGCGGCCGGCCCGGGCGGCGCGGCCCGGAGCCUGGAGAGGCUGUGCGCCCCGGCCGAGGCGGCGCCCGGCGGCCCGGAGCCCGAGCGGCCGCAGGGCGCGGCGCUGGAGCGGAGCCCGAGCGCGGACGCGGAUGCAGGGACCUGCAGGGCCUGGGAGCUGGGCCUGGGGGACCCCCGGCGGCCCCCCCGAGCCCGGGGCGAGCGGCGGAGGCACACCAUCACCAACGGAGUGGACUGUGAGCUGCUGAAGCAGAUGGCGGAGCUGGAGCAGGAGAAGGGGGUGCUGCUGCAGGGCCUGCAGAUGAUGGCCCGCGGCCGCGACUGGUACCAGCAGCAGCUGCAGCGCGUGCAGGAGCGCCAGCGCCGCCUGGGCCAGCGCCGGGCCAGCGCCGAGUCCGGGGCUGAGGGGAGCCCUCGCCCUCUGGGGCAUCUGCUGCCCAAGGUGCAGGAGGUGGCCCGCUGCCUGGGGGAGCUGCUGGCUGCGGCCUGUGCCGGCACGGCUCUGCCCUCGGCCUCCUCGGGGCCCCCGGGCCCCGCCCCGGCCCCCGCCUCCCCCCCGGCGCCCGGCUGGCAGCAGCAGACCAUCCUGAUGCUGAAAGAGCAGAACCGGCUGCUCACGCAGGAGGUGACGGACAAGAGCGAGCGCAUCACCCAGCUGGAGCAGGAGAAGUCGGCGCUCAUCAAGCAGCUGUUCGAGGCGCGAGCCCUCAGCCAGCAGGACGCCGGGCCCCUGGACUCCACCUUCAUCUGA